GUAGGCAUGGGUGAGCAAUAUGGCGCUUAAGUGAGUCGAAUGUUUCGCGAAGACCAGGCGAAUAUUGAGGCAUAUGAAACAUUUCCUGAAAGCUGUGGGGCUUCUGUUUUGGUACAUCGAGUCGAUAUAGAGCAGACAGCAGCAGCACACUUAGCAGUACUUUGACAAGAGAUUGACGUUGUUCAGUGGGUGUUUCGCUUUUUGGGAUCGAGAAUUGGGUCUCCUCAUUUCGAUAAACUUAGAGCCAAUUUUUCCACGUGACACACGUUCCUGGCGAACAUCAAAAUUUCCACGAUGAAGAAAAAGGUUCUAUUGAUGGGUAAAAGUGGCUCCGGCAAGACCAGUAUGCGCAGCAUCAUAUUUGCCAACUACAUUGCCAGAGAUACACGGCGUCUUGGAGCAACCAUUGACGUGGAGCACAGCCACGUUCGAUUUCUCGGCAACUUGGUGCUAAAUUUAUGGGAUUGCGGUGGUCAAGAAGCAUUUAUGGAAAACUAUUUUGCUUCCCAAAGGGAUAACAUUUUUAGAAAUGUCGAAGUAUUGAUUUAUGUGUUUGAUGUAGAGUCUCGAGAGUUAGAUAAAGACAUGCACUAUUAUCAAAGCUGCCUAGAAGCCAUUCUGCAGAAUAGUCCUGAUGCCAAGAUAUUCUGCUUGGUCCACAAAAUGGAUUUGGUUCAGGAGGACAAAAGAGACUUGAUAUUCAGAGAGCGUGAAGAAGAUCUGAAACGAUUAAGCUUGCCAUUGGAAUGUACGUGUUUCAGAACUAGCAUAUGGGACGAAACACUAUACAGAGCAUGGUCAUCGAUUGUUUACAUGUUGAUCCCGAAUGUUAAAGAGCUAGAGCUAAGCCUAAACCAAUUUGCGAAUAUCAUAGAUGCGGAUGAGGUUCUGCUUUUUGAACGUGCUACAUUUUUAGUAAUUAGUCAUUGUCAAAGACGGGUGCACAGAGAUGUUCACAGAUUUGAAAAAGUCUCGAACAUAAUCAAGCAGUUCAAACUUAGCUGCAGCAAGUUGGCAGCGCAAUUUCAGAGCAUGGAAGUGAGAAAUACAAAUUUUGCAGCCUUCAUUGAUGUCUUUACGUCAAAUACAUACGUCAUGGUUAUCAUGUCGGACCCAGCCAUACCAUCAGCAGCAACGCUUAUAAAUAUUCGGAAUGCACGAAAGCACUUUGAAAAAUUGGAGCGUGCUAGUCAGAGUUCAGCAUUGAGCAGAUAGAAAUUACCUCGACCCAGGCGCAGCAUCACCCGGGUCCAGUCAAUUCACCACUGUUGAGAUAAUUCGAUAAUUACAAUGAGCAGUGUUUACUAUUAGCAUGAAAUUUGUAACUUAUUCCCAAUUUAUGCCAUGAUUAAUGUGAGCAUGAAAUGUAGAGCCAAUAUUCUCUGUUUCUUUUUUUAUCCAAUCUGUUUCUCUGAAUUUAAGCUCAUUAUGGAGCCAUUUGUGUGCUGAAAAAAUACCCAUUGUCUCUGGAAUGCUACGUUUUUUUUUGUGCGAAUGAUGAAAGAGGAAAUAUUAAUCACUGUCCCCACAUCAUACCAACGGUUAUAGAUGAUAUGCUGUAAGAUGUAAACAUCUAUAUAUACGUACAUAUGCUGCUCAUAUCUUACUACUACUAUUACUAUUCUACUACUACACUGAAUUUGAUUAUAUCGAGAGAAAGAGUGCUACAAUCAUAUUUAUAACGGUUCAACAUUACAGAAAUUGUGAGUGCAUGAUCAGUUGCGGUAGCUCAUAAAAUUUCUCUUUUUAAAGUAGACUUGUUCUUAUCUAUGCUCUCCAUGAAAAUGUAUGGCUCACCGUUUCAUUUUUGAGUUUUGUUACUUACGUGAAGCCGUUGAAAGUAUACACAGUUUUCCAUAUCCUAUUCUACAGGUUCAAGCACUCGUUCUCUAUUAUUCUAUUCUUAGGAUAAAUUUAUUCAUACAUUUUCAUCAUUGUUCGCAAGAUGUUU
This is a messenger RNA of Diprion similis, 1951 nucleotides long. It is a transcript of the gene RagA-B, whose product is annotated as ras-related GTP-binding protein A. Gene Ontology annotation, biological process: positive regulation of TOR signaling; cellular response to amino acid stimulus; regulation of autophagy. The record is from RefSeq and is a predicted model, not a curated record. Gene Ontology annotation, cellular component: Gtr1-Gtr2 GTPase complex; nucleus; lysosome. The transcript is spliced from 7 exons. Bases 295 to 1215 code for a protein of 306 amino acids. Gene Ontology annotation, molecular function: GTPase activity; GTP binding. Lineage: Eukaryota; Metazoa; Arthropoda; Insecta; Hymenoptera; Diprionidae.